CUGGCCGGGGACGAAUGCGAUCAGCGGGACGCUUGCUACUUUGAACGUUGUGCGGAAAAUGCGACUUGUGUCAACUUGCCGGACGGUAGUGGACGGAAGUGUUACUGUGACAACGAGGAUGCUCCCGCUUGUUAUCCACACUACAAUGCCUGUUCGUUAAAUCCGUGCAAAAAUGGAGGUAUCUGUCAACUUGUCGGAUCGAACGGUCAAGAUUUCAACUGUAUCUGUACAUCCAUGUGGCAAGGUCCGACGUGUGAUGAGCGCCGUUCCGCGUGUGAUGAGAAAGCGCAUCAGAUGCGGCAAAUGAUGCUGCUCUCGUCCGAGCCGUCUGCGGACCCCCGAACUGUCUCGGUCAGUGUGUGCAUGAACGGGGGCAAAUGUUUUGAGGAUCCGGAUCGCUUCGGAUUUUACUGUGUCUGUCCGGCCGAGUGGACCGGAGAGCGUUGCGAGAUACCGAACAACAAGUCCUAUUCGGCCAAAUAUCUUCUACUGAUCCUGGGCAUUCCCUUGGCAUCUUUCGUCAUGUUACUUUGCGUCGCGAUAAUCGCAUUGACGGUGUGGUGCCACUACCACAAAAAGAAAAAGGCCAACCGGAUCAAAACUCAAAUAAUCCGAUACCCUUCAGAGUAUUCGAGAGGCCGAUAUUGUGAUUCUGCUCCACUGCCCGGAAUCCGGCCAUCAUCACAUCCUGAAGAUCGUCGAUUUACCCUUGUUGGACUUCCACAAGGGAUUAACAGAACUGAUCCGUUACUUCCAAUUGGGAAACGGGAAACAUCCGUGUAUGAGGAAUGUUCAGACGAGGGGUAUGUGGACAUGACCCCAUUCAACCCGGUCUACCGCAGUGAGCGCUUCUCUGUGUCGUCUGAUGUAGAAGAACCCUCUGCACCGACACUACCCAAACGACCUGAAUAUUUUUACAGUAAAUCCUCCUUGGAUCCAACCGUGAGCGGACCGUCUGUGGGCACUCGCUCAUCGGAGAUGGAGAGAACUUCGUAUACAGUGACCACUUCUGAAUCGUCUUCUGAAUCGCACAACAAUCCACAACACACCGGACAGCUCAAUCCAGUUACACAAUCUAGCUCACACAAUGUGGCAUAUUCGAUAAAUCCUAUGGCAAUCGUGCAUCCUGUGGCAAACGUCAUUCCAGAUUUGAAUAUCGCUUUCGUUAUGCUUCAUGUCCCAAAUGUGGCAAAACUGGCCAUAUUCAGUCUGCGUCGCAGUACCAAGACUUGUCAUAAAUUCAAUCCAAUGACACAAAAUCAAGUCAAGAAGCGGCUUUAA
Molecule: messenger RNA, 1281 nt
Organism: Echinostoma caproni
Lineage: Eukaryota; Metazoa; Platyhelminthes; Trematoda; Plagiorchiida; Echinostomatidae
Source: the annotation of a GenBank genome assembly